AUGUCCGCAAAUGGGGCAUCCUCAUCUCCGGAGCCCAGCUCAAAGCGUGUAGAACGCCUGCUCAAGGCAACACCUUUGAUCGAUGGGCACAACGAUUUCCCAUUCCUGCUUCGCCAGCAGUUGCACCAUCAAAUCUACGAUCAUGACCUCCGCGACAAUCUGGACUGCCACACAAGCGUCAAGAAGAUGCGGCAAGGCAUGAUGGGUGGCCAAUUCUGGAGCAUCUACGUGCCCAAUCCAGAGGAGGCGAGGCUUGUGGUUCCGGAUGAGGAUGCCGAAAGUCAGGAGAACGGUGCAGCCACCAAUGGAUAUCAUAUGUUGAAGUCUUAUGAGAAGAAGCAUACCUGUGGUUGUGAGCACAUCCCAGCAAACGGUGGACAGCGAGGGAAAGGCUUGGGUCUCAAUGAGCCGAACCACUGUGUUCGCGACACGCUCGAGCAGAUCGACGUAACUCAUCGCCUCAUCCGCGCAUACCCUUCGGACUUCACACUAUGUACCAAGCCUGCAGCGGUCCGCAAAGCACAUGCCUCCGGAACGAUUGCAUCCAUGCUCGGCAUCGAGGGCGGGCACUCCACAGGCAACUCAAUACCUGCACUGCGUCUCUUCUUCGAUCUGGGCGUCCGGUACAUGACCCUCACCCACAACAGCGACACCGCAUUCGGCACGUCCUGGAUCACAGUCGAUCCGCAGGUUCCUGGGGCCGAAGACAAUGGGCUGUCAAAGUUCGGCGAAGAAUGCGUGCGAGAGAUGAACAGGUUGGGGAUGCUGGUCGAUCUCAGCCAUGUUAGCCACCAGACGAUGCGAGAUGCGUUGAAAGUCGCCAGAGCGCCAGUGAUCUUCAGCCAUAGCGCAGCGUACUCAAAGACUAAGAUCGGGCGUAAUGUGCCGGAUGAUGUUCUACAGACUGUGAAGCAGAAUGGAGGUGUCGUCAUGAUUCCGAGCGUGCCGUUUUUCUUGAGGGAGUCGACAGAAGGGCAAGGCUUUACCGAGAUCCGUGCUACUGUCGAUGACUAUCUGGAUCAUGUUAUUUACAUAGCAAACCUGAUCGGCUGGGAACACGUGGGACUGGGAAGUGACUUCGAUGGGUGUGAGACCACAGCCGAGGGCCUCGAUGACACUUCCAAGUGGCCAAACAUGCUUGCAAGACUGAUCGAGCGCGAGAACGUGACGGACGACCAGAUUCGAGGCCUCAUCGGCGAGAACGUGCUACGAGUCUGGGAGCAGGCGGAGAAGGUGGCCAUCGAGAUUCAACAAGCAGGCGCGAAACCUACCGAGAAGCAUUGGGAAGGCAGGAUAUGGGAGCCGGAGAACUUCGACGUUCCUAGGAUAUACGCUCGUAAAUGA
Messenger RNA from Cyphellophora attinorum, 1344 nucleotides. RefSeq names its product putative dipeptidase. The record is from RefSeq and is a predicted model, not a curated record. The coding region runs from base 1 to 1344 and encodes 447 amino acids. Gene Ontology annotation, biological process: proteolysis. The transcript has 3 exons. Lineage: Eukaryota; Fungi; Ascomycota; Eurotiomycetes; Chaetothyriales; Cyphellophoraceae. Gene Ontology annotation, molecular function: metallodipeptidase activity.